AUGAGAGCUGUCCAGUGCUUUUCGCUGCUCCUGUUCACUAUCGUCCUCCUAGCAACACAUAGUGAGGCUCUACAAUGUUACACCUGUAUGGGCUCCAAUAAUGAUGACUGCAACCGGCAAGGCUCCAAAUCCUGUCCCAGCUACUCGGACGCCUGCGCUGUAGUGAUUGGCCAUGACAGCGGGGUGAUGAAAUCGUGCUCCUACAGGUCUUUCUGCAGCCAGGCCAACAGCCAGGGGUACAGGGCACCGGGCGUCAGAGUUCACUGCUGCUACAGUGACGACUGCAACGUGUCGGGCUUCGCCUCCAAGCUGCCGGGACUCAACAGUCUACUGCUGCUUCUGCCACUAUUGUUCCACAUCUUUUUCUAAGUAGACAGAAGGCUGUCCAUCAGCUAUGCCAACUACUGCACUGGUAUCCAUCUGCAACAGA
Molecule: messenger RNA, 430 nt
Organism: Myripristis murdjan (pinecone soldierfish)
Lineage: Eukaryota; Metazoa; Chordata; Actinopteri; Holocentriformes; Holocentridae
Gene: ly6pge
Product: lymphocyte antigen 6 family member pge
Exons: 3
Coding region: 1-369 (122 amino acids)
Source: RefSeq, a predicted model, not a curated record